GUGUUUCGAAUCUGCAGGAUAUAAAUUACACAAUAAUUAAAAAAUGUUUGGAAAAAAAAUAUUUAAAAGAUUUCAUCAAAACAUUAAUAUUUAUACAUUUGAAAUUCGAUUUCAUAAAAUGUGAAAUUCAUAAAGAAAAAUUAAUAGACUUUUUAAUCAAUAUAUCCUGCAGAUUCUUUAUUUACAAUUACUGUAAAGAUAUUAAUAAAAUAUUAAUAAAUAGGAGAGAGUGUGAUGAUGAUACGGAUUCCUAUAAGCUAAAAGCGAAAAAAUUAUACAUGAAAUGUUUUAAAAGAAAAAAAUAAAUUAUAUUAAAGGUUAUCAGUGUUUUAUUUAUUGAAAAACAUCUUAUAAAUAUUAAACAAAAAGAAACAAAAAUCUACCUAGACCCAGUAACCACUGCUUUAUGUAGCUAUAUGUAUAUAUAUUGACAAAUAGUUUCUUAAACCUGCGUUCAGAAGGCGCCACUUGUCUUACUUAGUUUGGUAGUCGAGUUGGACCUCUAUUUCAUAAUAUAAAAAGUACUCUGUGGGUUGUGUUGUGUAUCCGCACAUGAUACAAAUGUAUUAAUAUUUUUUCCCUGUAAAACUAAAUAAUUUAUGUAUUAGACCUAAAUAUAUUGUGGUAUUGAAUUAAGUGGCUCUAUAUUAUUUAUUAUAUUUGGUUAUUUACCUUAUCGGUUCCUAAUUUUCUCGAAAUUUGAGAACACUUUGGAGGAUCCAACUAAAAAAAAACUUAAAAUGGGUGCAAAAUCACUAGCACUAUCAUUUCAUGUAAAAGCAGAAUGUAAAGUAUCCAAAGCUCGCACUGGGUUGAUGAAGUUGCCUCAUUACGAAGUUAAAACUCCUGUAUUUAUGCCUGUUGGAACGCAGGGAACUAUGAAAGGACUUUUACCUGAUCAACUUGAAAAUUUGGAUUGCGAAAUAAUUCUAGGCAAUACCUAUCAUUUAGGGAAUAGGCCAGGAACAGAAGUCCUGACAAAAGCUGGUGGACUUCAUAACUUCAUGGGUUGGAACAGGGCACUGCUGACCGACUCAGGAGGUUUUCAAAUGGUAUCACUUCUCAAAUUAGCUGAAAUAACUGAAGAGGGUGUCAAAUUUAGAUCACCCUACGAUGAUUCUGAGAUCAUGUUAACUCCAGAGAAAUCUAUUGAAAUUCAAAAUUGUAUAGGUGCUGACAUCAUUAUGCAGUUAGACGAUGUUGUUCAGACAACAUUCCAAGAUUAUGACCGUAUAAAGGAAGCUACAGAAAGGACAAGCAGAUGGCUAGAUCGCUGUCUGGCUGCACAUCAGAGGCCUACAGAACAAAGCAUAUUUCCUAUAGUUCAAGGAUUGCUAAACCCAGAAUUAAGAUCUCAGAGUGCAAAAGAACACAUGACUAAGGAUGUCAAUGGAUUUGCCAUUGGAGGUUUAAGUGGAGGUGAAGCUAAAGAUGACUUCUGGCCGAUGGUCAGUUUGAGCACAGGAAUACUUGACAAUAAUAGGCCCAGGUAUCUGAUGGGCGUUGGUCUGGCAAUAGACCUUGUAGUCUGUGUUGCUCUUGGAGUAGACAUGUUUGACUGUGUGUUUCCUACCCGUACUGCAAGAUUUGGCUGUGCUCUUGUUUCAAAUGGUCAAUUGAAUUUGAAACAAAAACAAUAUGAAGCAGAUUUAAAUCCCAUUCAAAAGGAUUGCACAUGUUCAACUUGCAAAAACUACACUCGGGCAUACUUACAUAGCAUUGUGACAGUGGAAACUGUUGCCUGUCACCUUCUCUCAGUGCAUAAUAUUGCUUAUCAGAUGAACCUAAUGAGAACCAUGAGAGAAAAUAUUGAAAACGGGACAUUUCCCCAGUUUGUCCAAAAGUUUGUUAGUGAGUAUUUCACAGAUUGUGAAUACCCAAAAUGGGUGAUUGAAUCAUUAAGUUCCGUUGGAAUAAACUUGGUUAAAAACUAUUCAACUGUUUCCUUGAAGCUGUUCCUUCCAUUAUUAAGUUAGUCUUGCUAGAUAUAG
Helicoverpa armigera (cotton bollworm) is the source of this 1991-nucleotide messenger RNA. It is a transcript of the gene Tgt, whose product is annotated as queuine tRNA-ribosyltransferase catalytic subunit. The record is from RefSeq and is a predicted model, not a curated record. The transcript has 6 exons. Bases 741 to 1976 code for a protein of 411 amino acids. Gene Ontology annotation, molecular function: tRNA-guanosine(34) queuine transglycosylase activity. Gene Ontology annotation, cellular component: cytosol. NCBI's taxonomy places the organism in Eukaryota, Metazoa, Arthropoda, Insecta, Lepidoptera, Noctuidae.